AUGCAAACCCAAAAGAAUUGCCUGAAGAGGGGAAAAAUAGCGAUGUCCAAGUGUUGCAUGAGAAUUUUUGUCUUCUUUUUACUAAUUUGGACGCUAUGUGGUUACAGUAGCAACAAUGUCGGUGAACAGUAUUCAUAUCAGAGUAACCAAGGAGGAACGUUACAUCUAAGAGAUGGAAGAAUAUUAACUACAGUUACAAGCAGUAAAAGACAUUCCGGCUGCGAUAGUGGAAGCGGAAAAUGCUCAAAUACUGUGAGACGCGAAAACCAGGAAAACGAAAAAACUGGAAUUGAUGGCAAGCCAUCCUCCGGAAUUACCAACAAACCCAGGGAUGAGAAGGUUUCAGAAGAUACGAAACAGCUUAGAUGCACAAGAAAUAAUGUCAAUGGCGCUAGAAGUAAACCGAGCAAAACAAAAAGGGAUGAUUUUCCUGUUACUCCUAUGCUUUUUGCAGAGUUGUUCUUGAAGGAACCAGAAAAAGGAAUUGAUAUAAUAAUGCUUUAUGUAGGAGGAUUUUUAAAAUAUGCGUGUAAUCAUUUUUCUUAA
Plasmodium inui San Antonio 1 is the source of this 546-nucleotide messenger RNA. RefSeq lists its product as hypothetical. Bases 1 to 546 code for a protein of 181 amino acids. NCBI's taxonomy places the organism in Eukaryota, Apicomplexa, Aconoidasida, Haemosporida, Plasmodiidae. The record is from RefSeq and is a predicted model, not a curated record. The transcript has 2 exons.